This is a messenger RNA of Metopolophium dirhodum (rose-grain aphid), 1647 nucleotides long. RefSeq names its product dehydrogenase/reductase SDR family member 7. The transcript has 8 exons. Lineage: Eukaryota; Metazoa; Arthropoda; Insecta; Hemiptera; Aphididae. The record is from RefSeq and is a predicted model, not a curated record. Bases 557 to 1525 code for a protein of 322 amino acids.
CUUUUAUUCGGACGCCGGACGGCAUUUCAGUAUUUGUAUUCUGAUAGACGAUACUGCGGUUUACCUCUACCGUGAUUAGGACAUUAGGUACUCAUAUUUUGUCAGUACCUACUCACUAGUCACUACUGCCCAGUGGUCACUUUGCCAGUAGUUGUGGAGUGUGGACAGUGGAUGGUUCCUUAUCGGUCAUUGUUGUUUUCUGCGUAUACUACCUCCAUUUACUAAUAUUAUGUAAAUUAAUAAUAUCAUCAGCUUGUAUCAAUCAUUUUUAUUUGUAAUUAAUUAACAAUUUUUAACUACGUUAAAUUAAAAAAUAAUGCGAGCCGUUACACAAUAAUAUACCUACCUAAUUAUUUUACCAAUUAUUGAUGUUAUCGAAACUACUUACGCAUCUCUAUAUCCAAUUUAUUAACUAUAAUAUCAUAUUUAAUAUAACCACUUACGAGUUUUAUAUUUGUACUUUCGUUCCCAAACAAUAUUUUAUCGAUAACGAUUUAAAAUAAUAUAAUAUUAUGAACCGAUAGUCUUUGAAGUGUAGGAGUCGUCUCGAGUCGUCAUGGGGUUCUUGAGUUUUAUUGGACUCAUUGUGGUGUUAAAGUUCCUAGUGUAUUUUGUGUUGUUCUUUACCAGCGACUCCGACCUGGAACUCUGGUUUUAUGACAAAUUCAAGAGAAAUCUCGAUUCGUUUAAAGACAAGGUAGUUUGGAUUACUGGUGCAUCUAGUGGAAUUGGUGAACACAUUGCAUUGAACCUUUCUAAACAUGGCGCCAAACUUGUUUUGUCUGCUAGAAGUAAAGACAAACUAUAUCAAGUUAAAAACCAUUGCAUUGAACUUAGUGAAGGAAAACUAACUGCUAAUGAUAUACUUGUUUUACCAAUGGAUGUCACCAAUAUAUCUAAACACAAUUCAUUGUUUGAUAAUGUCAUCAGCCAUUUCGGCAAACUUGAUAUCCUUGUAAACAAUGCGGGUCGUUCACAACGAGCUGUGUGGGAAGAUAUUGAACUUGGAGUCGAUCAAGAAUUAUUUGAUUUAAAUGUAUUUCCUGUUAUAAAUCUAUCAAGAAUUGCAGUAAGAUAUUUUAAUCAAGUCGGACGUGGUCAAUUAGUGGCUACUUCUAGUAUUGCAGGAAUUAUACCGGCUCCAUUUUCUGCAACCUAUGAUGCAACUAAACAUGCACUUCAUGGCUAUCUUGGAGCUUUACGUCUAGAAAAAUUGCAUACUAAUAUUCAUAUUACUCUCUUAUGCCCGGGUCCCGUUUUCAGCAAUUUUCUUAAAGAAAGCUUCACAGGUCAACCAGGAGAAAAAUAUGGAUUGACCCAUUCGCCAACAGACAACAGAAUGAGUACUGAGAGAUGUGCACAUUUGUCAUGUGUGGCAAUAGCAAAUAAAUUAAAAGAAUCAUGGAUGGCAAAGUUUCCAUUUAUUCUAAUUGUAUAUUUUACAAUAUAUUACCCUGUAAUAUCAUACAAAUUUUAUGAACUCUACGGCUACAAAACCAUUAAUAAGUUGCGAGACAAUCAAUGAAUUAGAUUUAAAAACGUUAACAUUCAAACUUGAAAAUAUCAACGCAUAUUACUUAAACUAAUAUUUAUUCAUUAUAUUAUUUUUUUUUCAACAACUUUAAAUACAAAUACAUUUUUAUGUUA